Messenger RNA from Spinacia oleracea (spinach), 1522 nucleotides. Its product is annotated as E3 ubiquitin-protein ligase At4g11680. Lineage: Eukaryota; Viridiplantae; Streptophyta; Magnoliopsida; Caryophyllales; Amaranthaceae. The coding region runs from base 206 to 1174 and encodes 322 amino acids. Gene Ontology annotation, biological process: protein ubiquitination; ubiquitin-dependent protein catabolic process. Gene Ontology annotation, cellular component: plant-type vacuole. The record is from RefSeq and is a predicted model, not a curated record. Gene Ontology annotation, molecular function: ubiquitin protein ligase activity. The transcript has 4 exons.
AGUGUCCAAAAUCCAACUCACUAUCCCACAAAGAAAAGGAGGAACACCAUCUUAGAAAUUUUUUCAUUUCUUCCCACUGAUUGCGACCUUCAACAAACUUCACCUUCUCCCUUCCUACCCCAAAAAAACCUCGAAUUCAGAAACCAAUAAAUAGCUCAAAGUUACUUGAAAUUUCCACAUUUUUUGUAGUUCAUAUCUCUACAAGAUGGAGGAGCAAUCAACCCUCCUGAAUCACAGACCCACCAACUAUUUACGAAACUAUUUAUCUUCAACUUUCUCUCAUUUUCUUCCAUUAAACCACCCUUGCAUCAAUGGCGGCUACUCUGAGCUUCGAAUUGAUGAUGAUUCCGAUGAUGGGUCAUCACCUGAUCAUGCUUACUGUAAACCCUUUGUUGUUCUUGAUGUAAUUUGGAAUUUGGGCUUUGUCUUCGUGUCUGCUUUUGUGUUACUUUGUACAAUUAGAGAGAAACCCUCUUGUCCUUUGAGGGUUUGGAUUGUUGGGUAUGCUUUACAAUGCCUUUUGCAUGUGGGGUUUGUUUAUUACGAGUUUCGCCGCCGGAAUCAUGGCAGUCUUGGUGGUGUUUCGUCGCCGGAAGGUCAUUCUCAAUCCCACAAUAGUAUUAUGAAGAGAUUGGAAUCAGUGAACACAGUAGCAUCAUCCUUUUGGUGGGUUUUUGGAUUUUACUGGAUCGUGUCCGGGGGCCAAACCCUUUUGCAAGAUUCUCCCCGUCUUUAUUGGUUAUCUGUAGUUUUCCUGGCACUUGAUGUGUUCUUUAUGAUAUUCUGCGUAGGAAUGGCCUGUAUAAUUUGCAUGGCUCUCUUUUGUUGUAUCCCAAUAGUGGCAAUUGCAUAUGCCAUGACAAUUAGAGAAGGAGCAUCUGAAGAUGAGAUCAAGCAACUUCCAAAGUAUAGGUUCCAUGAGUCAUAUGCAUCAGGGCUGUCUGCCUCUUUGGAACUGGUAAACAUGAAUGUCGCCGACAAACUAGCUUUGCAGUUGGAAGAUUCUGAAUGCUGCAUUUGCUUAUCACGGUACGUGGAAGGAGUAGAACUAUGCACUCUUCCAUGCAAUCACAAUUUUCAUCAUGGAUGCAUCAGCAGAUGGCUGAGGAUUAAUGCUACCUGUCCGCUUUGCAAAUUUAAUAUCAAGGCCAAAGGUGAUGAUGCAUUGGUCUGAUAAACAUAUGCUCUCUCUCUGAAGCUGUGAUUAAUUAGUUCAGUCAGUUAACUGUUCUCCUGUCUUAAGUGUUGAAGAUUGACAGCGACUAAGUGUUGCUGACUUCUCAGAGUUCUCACUGAUCUGUUUUGCAGCUACUAACAACAGAUCAUGUAGAAAGGCAAUUUGUAAUCUUAAAAACUGUUUUAACUAGUGUAAAUAGUCAAAUUUUAGUUCAGGCUUCUUUCUUUUGAAUAGCAUCAAUAAUUAAAUCUCGAGCAACCAAUCGUUGAGCUUAUGCUAAAGAUAUCGGCAUAGUACUGACUCUGUAUCAUGAUAUCAUCCAUCGAGUUGCUGUAUUCUCUGAAA